AUGGGGCAGCCGCACUUCUCGAGACCGGUAAAUCCAGCUGCUUUUGCCGAAGAGGUGGAUCACCCCCCAACUGAUGCCGGCAUGGGGGUCGAUGUUUUGGAAUCGGGUGACACCACCCCUCCUACAAAGAGGAAAAGCAAGUUCUCGAGCUUUGGCAAGAUCUUCAAACCCUGGAAGUGGAGGAAAAAGAAAAGCAGUGACAAAUUUAAGGAGACCUCGGAAGUUUUAGAACGAAAGAUUUCUAUGCGAAAGCCAAGAGAGGAGCUGGUAAAAAGAGGGGUUCUCUUGGAAGAGCCUGAGCAGGAUGGUGAAGAACCAGACAAGCUGAACCCGUCUGCGUUGAAGAACGGCCACACGGUCCCAAUUGGUGGUCCCGGGGUUUGUAACCUGGCCAGCCAGGAGGAAGAGGCCACAAAGCCAUCCAGCCUUAGGAAGCCUGUUCCAGCUGAGGAACCAAAGAAAAGGCAGGGCUCAUCCAGCAGCCACUCUGGGCCCGAACUGGAACCGCUUCAGGAGCCGUGUGUUCCCAGACAGCCUCUGCUUCCUCCAAAAAGACCCCCCUCCACUUCUCAGGAGGCAAAUGAAGCACAGGCGAAGGACCCAGCGCCUGCCAGCAGCACUGCAAAAACUGCACCCUCCGCCGCAGCCCCUGGUGCAGCAAAGACAGUCAAUCCCACAGCUGCCCCUUCCCCGGCCCCCAGGACUCUGCCCCCUGCUCUUGCCAGUGCCAACACUACUGCUCCCACGAGUACAACCAGCACAGCUCCUGCCAAACAGCCUCCCAUCCCUCCUCCCAAACCUGUCAACAGAAAUAGCAACUCAGUAAUAG
This is a messenger RNA of Leptosomus discolor (cuckoo roller), 829 nucleotides long. NCBI's taxonomy places the organism in Eukaryota, Metazoa, Chordata, Aves, Leptosomiformes, Leptosomidae. The record is from RefSeq and is a predicted model, not a curated record.